CCCGAGCCGGCUGCGAGCCCUGACCACCGAAUCCCCUGGCGGAGUUUAAGCAGGGAGCCGCUUCUCAUCGCUCUCACAGACCAGGCACCAAGUGCAGCAGUCCUGUCCGCACUCUGCAGUCUGCCUCAACACCUCAGCCGCCCGCAAUGCCCUUGGAUGCUGCAGCGCUGCUCGCGUCCCCCCCGCUCUGACCAGCGGCUCCUUCAGCGAGUUUCCCGCGGACUCUCACUCAGCCUCAUCUGCACGGCAUGGAACUAAUGGGGAAGAUCCAAGGAUAACAGGCUGCGGGAUUUUUUUUCUGCUACUGCAGAGGACCUGCCGGUAGUUCGCAGCCCCGGAGGAGGAGGAGAGGGGGGGCUGCGCGUAUCCCAUCGUUUUGAUGAUCUGAAAGUCCCUUUGCAUGGACGGAUCAUGGCCACCUUUAUAUGCAGGGUGCAGUUCUUAGAUGAUACAGACCCAUUCAAUAGCACCAAUUUCCCUGAGCCCACCAGACCCCCUCUGUACACGUUCAGGGAGGAUAUUCCUCUGAUCAAUCAGAUUGCUGGAGUCCACAGGCUGCUGAAAGCCCCACAGAAGCUCGAUGACUGCGCCCUCCAGCUUUCUCACAAUGGAAGCUAUUUGGAUUUGGAGUCCACCCUUGCAGAGCAGAAAGAUGAACUGGAGGGAUUUCAAGAGGACGGAGGGAGGGGCAAGAAGCACAGCAUCAUCCUGCGAACUCAUCUGUCAGUCAGAGUUCAUGCCUGCAUUGAAAAACUCUACAACUCUUCAGGGCGGGAGCUACGGAGAGCCCUAUUUUCCUUAAAGCAAAUUUUCCAGGAUGACAAAGAUUUGGUUCAUGAAUUCGUGGUGGCUGAAGGGCUGACAUGCUUGAUAAAAGUGGGGGCGGAGGCAGACCAGAACUAUCAGAACUACAUCCUCAGGGCUCUUGGUCAGAUCAUGCUGUAUGUGGAUGGGAUGAACGGUCUCAUCUCUCACAAUGAAACGGUUCAGUGGCUGUACAGCCUGGUGGGAUCUAAGUUUCGUCUGGUGGUUAAGACCGCUCUAAAGCUGCUGCUGGUGUUUGUGGAGUACACCGAAAGCAACGCUGCCCUGCUCAUAAAGGCUGUGAAUGCUGUGGACACUAAAAAAGGUUCAAAGCUGUGGUCCAACGUCAUGGAGAUCCUGGAUGAGAAGGAUGGAGUGGAUACGGAGUUACUGGUGUUUGGGAUGACACUCAUUAAUAAGACUCUGGCCGGCCUUCCAGACCAGGACUCCUACUACGAUAUGGUUGAUUGUCUUGAGGAGCAGAACAUUGAAACCACAGCGCAGAGACACCUGAGUAGGAAAGGCACAGACCUUGAUCUCGUGGAACAAUUCAACAUCUAUGAGAUGACUCUUCGCCACGAGGACGGGGACAGCGAAUCCCAGUUGCCCCCCAGUGGACGAAAAGACCGCCGCCGGGCCAGCGUCGGUGUGGUUAAUGAAAGGCGAGGCUUGGAGAGGAGGCGAAGCCGAAGACAUUCCCUUCAGAACAGCAGAGGCCCCGCGUCCGCCCCGGCCUCACCCAGCAGUCCUGCCAGCAGCUUCCUGCCCUUCACGGGCCAGCGUGUUGAAGACAUCAGUGAGAGAGAAGAGGAAGAGGACGAUGAUGAGGAGGAGGAGGAGGAGGAGGAUGAUGAGGAGAACGAGACAGAUGAUGAAAAUCAUCCAGUCACUGAUUCCUCUAGUCAGGGAACCCACAGUGCGGUUCCAGCUGUAGCAGACACUCCUAGCAUGUGUUUGAACUUUAAGUGUAUGGCCAACAUCCACCCUAAAGCCAGUGACCCUGAAGGGCAGAGAGAGUGUCUCAGCGUCACGAGCAGGACAUCUCCUCCUGUGUCCGUGGCUCCUAAAAAGAGGACCUUUAGUCCUUGUCCAACAGAUUCUACAUCUCCUUCAUGUAACCUGCCUAGAAAGCCCUGCUGGGCUGAAAGAAUCAGCUCUAAUGGCACGCCGUACCCCGGCAGACAUCAGACGGUGGCGUCCCCCGUCCAUCGCCUCACGCUCUCAGCAUCCUCGGCAUCCUCCACAUCAGAAUCCAAAACCGACAGACCUGCUUUAGGGAGCUUGUUAAUGUCAUCGUACCGGCAGCAUCAGGAGUUUCUCGCCGCGGAAAGAGAGAAGCGACAGCUCGAACGGGAAGAGCGUCUGCAGAGAAUUGAGAAGGAGGAGAGGAACAGCUUUUGCCGAGAUUAUGCGGAGAAUUCAAAUUCAAAUGUCAAGAAGCGAGACGAAGGAAGACAAGCUCGAGAGGAAAGGUACAAGGCAGCGGAGCGGCGAGCUGCAGAGGAAUUUGAACGGGAGCGCCCCAAAAUGCCAACCAGAGGACGAACAGAGAUAACUUUGUGUUUAAGCCCGACGCCCCCCAGCCGCUCGGUGUCCCGCUGUGCCACCCCAUCAUCCAUCAUCUCCCAGGACCCCUCUGUCCUCACUGCACAUCACACUUCGGGGAAAGAGCAGAUCUCAGAUGCAAACCUUGUCCCUGUGAGCAGGAUAAAAAGUCCAGCACCAGAACCCGCCCCAGAACGUCCCUCUGAACCGGACGAGCAGCAGAGAGGGACACCUGUAGAGACGGAGAAUGCCGCUGAAACUCGGCAUGAGGAGAAUGCAGCGGCCCGGGCGCUGUCAGACCAGCAGUCAGGCGAGAAGAAAGAUGAGACACGAGAGGAGGAGAAAAUUCACGAGCAGAGUUUGAGGAGAGGUGAGGAGAUAGGAGCUGAUGCGGCAGAGGUGGAGGAGGCAGAUGUAGAGGUGAAAAUGGACGUGAAGGAGGAGCCAGCAGAAAAGGAGGCUGAGGACGGUGUGCUGCUGAGUGAGAAAGAAAGACAGAAUGAGGAAGUGAACGAAAAGGACAACUGCUCUGCAUCCAGCAUCUCCUCUACGAGUAGCACUCUGGAGAGGGAGGAGAAAGUCUCCGCUGAUAUUGCAGCAGGGCAGUGGGCUGAAGAGGCGGAUGUGAAUGACCAGUGCAAGAAAAUACUCAACAGCAAGCACUUCAUGCUGGACAUGCUCUACACUCAGAAGAAAUCGCUGGAGGACGACGGGAUUGUCGGGGAAUCGCAGGUGGAGGAAUGUAAAUGUGAAAAGGAGGAAGGUAAGAGUGACUCCGUGGUUACUUUGGCCAGCAGGAUCUCCACGCUGGAGGCAAACAGGCGUGACGACAAUGUGAGAAAAAAGGAGGUGGGCCAACUGGACAAUCAGGGCAGUGUGCGGGCGGUGGCGGAAAAGUUUGGAGAUAUAUUCAAGGGUCUGACAGCUCCACCUGAGCCGGAGGCCUCGAAAGAGCAAAGUGACAGGUCAUCAGCUGUGUGCUCUUUACCCACUAAGAAAGAGUCGGACCAGAUCUGGGAUCAGCUCACGGCCGUGCCCAGAGAGCUACGGAUCAAAGAAAUGGACUUCACGGACCUGAAAGAGGAGGACGACAUUGACAUUUUAGACAUGGAGAAUAUAAUGAAGUCCCCGGACGUCGUGCCACCACUCUCCCAUCUGCCUUGCUCUCCUGCCCUCCCACCACCACCGCCCCUGUUCGGGUGUCCCCCACCUCCGCCCAUUCCUGGCAAAAUGAUGCCUCCGCCUCCGCCGUUCAUGGCCCCCCUUCCGCCACCAUCCCCUCAUCUGAGUCGAGGCGACGCGCCUCUGUUCCAAAAGAAAAAGAAGACCAUACGUCUCUUCUGGAACGAGGUGCGUCCCGUCAACUGGCAGUGCAAGAGCCAUAAGUUCUGCAAGGAGUCCCUGUGGUCCAAACUGGAGCCAAUCAAAGUUGACACUUCCAAACUGGAGCAGCUGUUUGAGUCCAAAUCCAAGGAGCUGCCCGUCACCAAGAAAGCAGCAGUGGAUGGUAAACGACAAGAAAUCAUUGUUCUGGAUUCAAAGCGCAGCAAUGCCAUAAACAUCGGAUUGACGGUCUUACCUCCUCCUCGCACAAUCAAGACCGCUAUUCUCAACUUUGAUGAGUAUGCACUAAACAAAGAAGGCAUUGAGAAAAUCCUAACCAUGAUCCCCACAGAGGAAGAGAAGCAGAAGAUUCAGGAGGCUCAGCUAGUCAACCCUGACAUUCCUCUGGGAAGCGCCGAGCAGUUUCUGCUCACGCUCUCCUCCAUCACGGAGCUGUCCGCUCGCCUGCAGCUGUGGGCAUUCAAGAUGGACUAUGAGCUUAUGGAGAAGGAAGUGGCAGAACCUCUGCAGGACCUGAAGGAAGGAAUGGACCAACUAGAGAAAAACCGGACUCUCAGAUACCUCUUGGCCACACUUCUGGCCAUCGGUAACUUCCUCAAUGGCUCAAACGCUAAAGGCUUUGAGCUGAGUUACUUGGAGAAAGUUCCAGAAGUGAAAGACACAGUUCACAAGCAGUCGCUGCUGCACCAUGCCUGCUCCAUCGUGGUGGAGAAGUUUCCUGACAGCACCGAUCUGUACUCGGAGAUCGGAGCCAUCACCCGCUUAACCAAGGUGGACUUUGACCAACUUCAAGACAAUCUGUCACAGAUGGAGCGGAGGUGCAAAGCAUCAUGGGAUCACCUCAAAGUCAUUUCCAAAUAUGAGAUGAAAGCUGCGCUGAAACAAAAAAUGUCCGACUUCCUCAAGGAGUGCGCGGAGAGAAUUAUAAUUCUCAAGAUUGUUCACCGACGAAUCAUCAACAGGUUUCAUGCUUUCCUGGUCUUCCUGGGCCAUCCACUUUAUGCUGUACGUGAGGUCAGCAUACAUCGCUUCAGUAAGAUCCUGAGCGAAUUUGCCCUGGAGUACCGCACAACAAGAGAGCGCGUGCUGCAGCAGAAACAAAAGAGGGCCAACCACAGGGAGAGGAACAAGACCAGGGGGAAAAUGAUAACAGAUAGUGGAAAAUUUGGCAGUGCCCCAGUAGGCUCACAGGAGGGCAAAUCUCACAUCCCGAACGCCGAGGACGCAGCAGAACACGAGAACAUGAAAGCCGUGCUGAAGAGCAGCUCACCUGACGGGGAGGGCGUGGCCUCCACGGUGCCGGGCCUUCGAACUCGAACCAGAGGCAGCACCAUCAGAGGGCGUAUUGCUGCGUGGAGUCCAUCCUGCGACGACCCCGUGAGCCAGACGGAGGACACAGCUGAGGAGAUCAUGGAGAGGAUCGUCAGGUCGGCCACACAGGGGCCCGGCCAGCGAACGCAGCCGAGAGAGAGGAGACGAUCCCGAGUCAACCGCAAGUCACUGCGAAGGACGCUGAAGAACGGUUUGACGACAGAGGAGGCCAACGCUCUGGGCUUGUCCAGUGGGUCGGAGAUGCAGGUGUGAGAUGGAUUCCUAUCCAGACUGAGAAAGCCACGCCCCUCCGACUCCUCCUCCUUCCUCCUCUCAGCUCUGAUGAGUUGACCUCAUCUUUUAGGCGUUUGGUUUACAGACUGUGGGCUUUUUAAAAGCUGGACCACCAGUGCAUCCAAACCACUAUGCUUGGCUUAGCUGGAUGAGCACCACCCAUCAGAACCUGCAAAGGCUUUGACGCAACCAUCCUUUUGCUUUUACCAACACCCACUGAAGUUUGGAGAGACGAAGGUGUCGAAAAUGACUUCCAGGGCUCAGCAUCGCCCCCUGCAGCUUUCAGCAGCAGCUCAAAGACUUUUUUUUUAUCUAUUAAAUAGAUGGCUUUGUGCAAAGCAUUAUUAUGUUCAACACUACUGUUGUAGUUUGUGUUCAAUUUUACUCAAGAAGGUGCUUAAGUUAGGAACAAUUGCACUGGAUGUAAAUGUUGGGUAUCGAUGGAAUGUGAGAUGCUCGACACUGACGAACCACUCGGACUUCUGAAUCUGCAAACGUCCUCAACCAGCAACAGUAGCACAGUAACACUUUUAACAUGACAGCUCAGAGUGCACAGAUUCAGAGCAGCAUUAGUUUACUGUUUGGGAGAAAUUUGACUAAAUCUGUUCAAAAAAAAUCCGAUUUCCUUUUUAUUUGACUCCACUCUCGUCAGAGGAAAGCCCUUGGAGGGCGGGGUGCAGGACUGCAUCUUCUAAUGCUAAAACUAUGAGCUGCACAUUUGAGAGUGCCUUGCAGAGUUAUUUAUUAAGACAUUUUCAGGGACGUAAUCACAACUUGUUGCUAGUUGUAUACUCUGUGAGUCUGAAUAGUUCAGUAUAGACCUGAGCUGUGACUUUUUUCUGCAUUUUUUCCAAUUAACCAGCUUUUUUUUUUUAAUCAUUAAAUAAAAUAGCUUCAUGAUAGAUCCUUUAGCCUCACUGUCAAAUUAGAUCCUGCAAAGCUCCAUAAACUCUAAAAUUCACUUUUUAUUAUUUAUUGGUGUCACUGGAGGUCUGAUUUGGUCAUACAGAAGGCUUAUUUUGUCACUUUUAAAUAUGGAAUAUUUAGCACUGGCAUGACCGCAAAUAAAAUUGAAAACCUGUACAGUUGGGGUCAAUCAGCAAAUGUGUUGCUUCCUGACUAUGAAUGGCCUUCGUUGGAAUUUCUGCUUUGCAGUUCACAGCAUCCACCACCUCCUACACUGUGAUUGAUGCACAGCCACUGCAAGAAGUCAAAGAAAUGCCACCAGCGCUGCUUUUAUGACAGCAAUUUACUGGGACCCAGUCGUGCACCUUAAAUCCAAUAAAUGGAGAACUCCCCGACUGAAAUGACUGUUCAGAAGUCAUUUUAAACUGAAAGCAGUUUCAUUUUAAGUCAUAUUUAAGAAGGCUAAGCAGUGAAUCACUUAAAAACUGCUGGACACAAAGGGAUGUUCCACAUGGUUAGUUGCAUCUUUUUUUUUUUAACUAAAAGAGGAGAUCCGGUGACCACAUUUUAACUACUAAACUACUUUGAUUUGUUGUCUUUGCCCUGUUAUUGGAUCACUGCUACACACCCAAGCCUCCUAUUCCAUCGCUCCCCAUAGCAAUACUACAGUAUGUAACAGCAACAAUUAAAAAAACUAAGUAAAAAUGUUUUUUUGUCUUAUUUGAAAAACAAAUUUAAGAAAAAAAGGCAAAAAAAAAUGCUCAAGCAUCUUUAUUUUUCUUAGUCCACACAACCCAUGCUUCAAGUCGCUUACUGUUCAAGAGCAUAAAGGUCGAUAAAAAGCUCAGCAACACAUCUCAUCUGGUGUUUUAUGAGGCCAUAGUACAGAACUCAUUUGGUCUUACUUAGGAUUCCUGCGUCCACAGGGGUUAUGGAUUUCCAUCUUAAUUAUGGUUUGCUUGACAUACUGCUUAGACACUGCAAAGAACAAGACAACUACCUGCAAAACAAGCGGGAAAGUUGAAAAAAAAAAAAAAA
Molecule: messenger RNA, 7242 nt
Organism: Oryzias melastigma (Indian medaka)
Lineage: Eukaryota; Metazoa; Chordata; Actinopteri; Beloniformes; Adrianichthyidae
Gene: fhod3b
Product: formin homology 2 domain containing 3b
Exons: 28
Coding region: 412-5277 (1621 amino acids)
Biological process (GO): actin filament network formation; sarcomere organization; cardiac myofibril assembly
Cellular component (GO): cytoskeleton; cytoplasm
Molecular function (GO): actin filament binding
Source: RefSeq, a predicted model, not a curated record